Molecule: messenger RNA, 1131 nt
Organism: Paramacrobiotus metropolitanus
Lineage: Eukaryota; Metazoa; Tardigrada; Eutardigrada; Parachela; Macrobiotidae
Exons: 2
Coding region: 137-1030 (297 amino acids)
Molecular function (GO): DNA binding
Source: RefSeq, a predicted model, not a curated record
UUGUUUCAAAUACUUUGCUUGUACAGUAACACUGUAACUGUGAGUACUUUUGGUUCUGCUUAUGAGUUCGUCAAAUUAUCAUUUAUGCUUUGGUUUGUGAGUUUUAUUUUGCUGACACUCAAUUAAACUUAAAGAAAUGGAGAGUUCGGAAUCUCCCUCCGAAGCAGCGCAUUCACCUCCUAUAGUGUAUUGCGAUGAGAAUAUCAGCGAAGAAGUACAGCUACCUGCCAGUUUAUUUUCUGCAUCUGCCAUAGAGAUUUCAUUCGGGUCUACCAGCGCCGUCUCCGGACUACCUUUGAGUGCGGACUGUGUAGAGGAAUUUGUUUAUGAUCUGCCUUUGCCACACGCUUACAGUGAUCGUAUGGCGUUGGCACUGAAAGCCUACAAAUCAGGAAACCUCUCGCAAUAUGCAGCUGCGAAAAAGUUCAAGGUUCCUUAUACUUCGUUCUGGAAGAAACUUAGAGGAGUUACCAAACAGAAUUUUGCCCGGCACAUUGUGGAAAAGUGGAAUGAUUUUAACAUGGCUGCCAAUAUUGUCUCUGGGUUUGUUUCUUCCGGAAUUUAUCCGUUUAACCCGGAUGCGGUGUGCCGGGCUUAUGUAGAGCCAGUUCCAAGUCAGCUGGUUUCUGACUUGCCUAUUUCUGUUGCCAAUGUUUACGUGAGCGAACUGCAAGUUGUGCGCCGAAGUCUUCAAAAAAUUCCUCUUUUGACCGAAGGCGCAAUAGAAGAGAUUUUGGCGUUUACCAUUACCAAGGCAGAAGGCUUUACUACCCCCGUUCCCGCGGAAAAAGUGGCUGCGGAUUGGCACAAAAAUUUCAUGAGCGCUCAUCCUCAGAAAAAGAAAAAACUCAAAGAUUCACGUUUGCGGGCGGAGGCUGGUCUGAUUGCAACGGACAGCAAAGUGAUUGAAGCACUCGAACAGCGAAAAGUUGAAAAGCUGCGACAGAAGAAUAAGAGAAAAAAGAAUUCUAAGGGGCUCAGUGACAUCACAAAUACACCGACGAAAAACAAAAAAUCUCAGAAUGUGUAGAAAGUGAAUUUCUUUCGUUUGUGAUGUUGUGCAAAAGUCAUGUAAGUAUUACGAGUUUUACUGUUUUACAUACUUGUACGGUGUUGUUGUAAAUGAUAAAG